AUGACAUCAUCGUCCACAAAAAAUGUUUUUGUUCUAGUCACUCUUUCCGCGCUACUAGUAGGCGUCUCCCAAGUCCAAGCGCUGCGCGCCACCGAGGUGCAGAAAGCAAGCGACGGCAUCAAGCAGCGGCCAGAUUUCAAGAACGUUCACGACCUGAUCGACAAAUACUUGAAAUCGCUCAUCCCGCUCACCGACAUCACCAUACUAAUCCCCGCCAACAUCUUCGUUCUACGAAACUACAACUCGGACCAGCAGACGGCCAUUCUCUCCUUCAACACCAUCACCACGCGCUACCUCUACCGCAACCUCACGGACCUUCCCGGCGGCACGCUGCUCGACACUCUCGAGGGAACGCAGGUCACCAAGCGCGGCCCCAACUUCCAGCCGUUCGUCGCCUUCAAGGGCCCCGCCGCGCUGCCCACCGUGCUCGCCGUGCCAAACCUGUGGGUGCGGCAGUCCCAUCUCCGGUACCGAGCCACGGAUGUUGACGAUUCGGGUGUUCGUGAGGUGCUGCACAUUGAAGCCGUGCUCCUCGAUGGGCCGCGCAACUGCGCUGGUGAUGCGAUGCGCCUCGUGGAUAGUGAGGAUGAGUGUGUUGCGAUCACGGCUGGAAUGCACUCCAUUAACCGUCUCCACAAAGUCCGUGAACACCUGCGUCCCAAACAGCAAACCUCGCGUGCAGUUGGCACAGAGAAAUGUGCAGUACGCAUCAUCCGGACUACCCGCAGCAUGUACUAA
Messenger RNA from Closterium sp. Naga37s-1, 738 nucleotides. The record is from the annotation of a GenBank genome assembly. NCBI's taxonomy places the organism in Eukaryota, Viridiplantae, Streptophyta, Zygnematophyceae, Desmidiales, Closteriaceae.